Messenger RNA from Exserohilum turcica Et28A, 2437 nucleotides. RefSeq lists its product as uncharacterized. Gene Ontology annotation, molecular function: serine-type endopeptidase activity; tripeptidyl-peptidase activity. Gene Ontology annotation, biological process: proteolysis. Gene Ontology annotation, cellular component: cytosol; cell wall; membrane. NCBI's taxonomy places the organism in Eukaryota, Fungi, Ascomycota, Dothideomycetes, Pleosporales, Pleosporaceae. The transcript has a single exon. Bases 77 to 2293 code for a protein of 738 amino acids. The record is from RefSeq and is a predicted model, not a curated record.
UGCUGCAGUGCCUGCUCAGCAGAAACACGUCAAGCGGCAAGCCAGUACACUGCAGGAUACCUUUUCCCCUCAUGUCAUGACCCAGGUUGAUAGGCUGCACGCGGAAAACGUGACAGGCAGAGGCUAUCGCAUCGCCAUCGUUGACAGCGGCGUCGACUACACCCACCCAGCACUGGGCGGCUGUUUCGGGCCAGGCUGUUUGGUGGAAAUUGGUUACGAUUUCGUGGGCGACAACUACAUUGUUGGCAAGAAUGAGCCACAGCCCGAUGACGACCCAAUGGACAGCUGCGAGGGACAUGGCACGCACGUUGCCGGCAGCAUCGCCGCUCAGCUCAAAGACAACAAAUAUGCCUUUACUGGUUCUGCUCCCGGAGCAAAGCUGGGCGCAUACCGCAUGUGGGGCUGUUCCGCCACGUCGACCACGGAGAUUGAGGUCAUGGCAUUUGGGCGUGCUGUCGAAGAUGGAGCUGACAUCAUCUCCUACUCCAACGGCCGUGGUUCCUCCUGGGCACAUGAUGUGCGUGCUGUCCUCGUUUCCCGCAUUGUCGACUCUGGUAUUCCUGUUGUCGUCUCUGAAGGCAACGAUGGCUUUCACGGGCUCUUCUACGCCUCCACACCAGCGGCGGGAAGCAGCGUCACGGGUGUGGGAGCCGUGUCUAAUACAAUGUUCCCCGCCUUUCUCGAGCAAGGCUCCUACACGACUAGCGCUAAUGCGACCACCAACGGCACGCAUGAGUUCGGCUUCCUGAUGGGUGUCCCAGAAUUUGCUGCGGAUACGACACUCCCUCUCUGGUCUGUGGGCGACGCCUGCAAGCCGCUGCCCGAUGAUACACCGGAUCUGAGCCAACGCAUCGUGCUCGUGGAGUCUAAGGACCCGCAAGCAACGAAAUGCUACAGCCAAGACCAGGGCGCUAACAUCGCAGCAAAGGGUGGGCAGUUCAUGUUGUAUUAUGAGCAAAGCAACCUGACGAUGCGCGACGAGCCAUACGUCUACGCCGACGGUAUCAAGGGUGCAGCCAGGGUCGUCCCCCACGUUGCUGAGCAGUGGCUCUCACUGCUUUCGCAAGGUGCUACCGUCUCUGUGACCAUUCCAGCCAACGGUUCUCAGACACGCCUCGAGGAGCUUGAGAACAACGAGCGUGGCGGAUACGUCGCUGGCCGACUGUCGAGCUGGGGCCCAAGCUGGGAGCUCAGCAUGACUCCACAGGUUGUGUCGCCCGGAGAGAAUAUUCUAAGCACGUUCCCGACGGCUAUGGGUAGUUAUCGCGUCAUGACUGGCACGAGUAUGGCAACACCGCUGGUUUCAGGCAUCUACGCAAUGCUCGGUGAGGUGUAUGGCAAGUUGGAACCGAAACGCCUUCGCAGACUCCUUACCCAUACGUCAAAGCCCCUCGCCUGGUACGAUGGUAAGACUGCACAUCCGGAUAUUCUCGCUCCAGUCCCACAACAAGGCGCUGGACUAGUGCAAGCUUGGAAUGCUGCCCACACCACCCUCGAGAUCGAUAUCGACAACCUAAUGCUCAACGACACGGAUCACUUCGUUGGCAGUCACACUUUUAGCGUCGUCAACACUGGCUCCGCUGAUGAGGUCCUAGAGUUGAAGCAUCGGAAAGCUGUCACCAUGUACACUAUGGAUCCCACAGACAGCGUCCUUCACACUGGCUCGUUUCCUAAUGCCAUUGUCGAAUCUUGGGCUACUGUGUCGUUUUCAUCCGACCGCAUCAAUGUUCCCGCCGGUCAAUCUGUCAAAGUCACCGUUGACAUCGCACCGCCAACGGGUCUCAAUGCGACCUUGCUCCCCGUGUACAGCGGUUUCAUCGCCCUAGGCGAUAAGCUUGUUCUCCCGUACCUCGGUGUCGUAGGCAGCAUGCGCAAUAUCACCGUUCUAACGCCUGAUAACACAUACCUCGCGCAAGGAUACGCGCCCGCACCUGCGAAUGCCUCUUACACCAUCGCACGACCAAAUCCUAGUAACCCGCCAGGAAUGGACGAUGGUGAUACAAUGGCCACGCCAAACGUGUACAUGAACCCUGUGGUAGGCUCACCUUUGAUUCGUGUCGAGGUACUGCAAGGCGACAAGGUACUAGGGCCGUUGGCUGGAUUCCCGCAAACGUACGUCCCAAGAUCAGAAGUGCGUGCAUUCUUCAACGGGUUGCUAGCCGACGGAAGUGUGCUCGACGAGGGCUCGUACCGGAUGAGAGUAAAGGCGCUACAUAUCUUUGGUGAGAAGGAUCGUGAGGAUGAUUGGGAUACUGUUUACUCUGCUACUUUUACAGUUAAAUAUCGAACCUAAUAUAUAUAUAUAUUCUAGUUAGAACUACUGCGUGAACGGAUGUUACACAGUACAGUAGUAAGCAUGCAGUGGUUGUAGUAGUGGUAGUAGUAGUGGUAGUGGUAGUAGUAGAAGUAGUAGUAUAUGUCAGGAAUGGCGUUCUUC